AAAAGAGUUGUGAAGAGUUUUCUGCAAUUUGGGUAGAUGGCAUUCGAUCAAUUUCAAGCACAGCUAAAGGAUAUACACGGUCAAGGAUACCACAUUACAAUGUAGCGCUCAGAAGCUUUCCUAGUUGCCACAAUUCAUCGGAUUUUUUAAAUAAA
Molecule: messenger RNA, 155 nt
Organism: Scutellospora calospora
Lineage: Eukaryota; Fungi; Glomeromycota; Glomeromycetes; Diversisporales; Gigasporaceae
Source: the annotation of a GenBank genome assembly